This is a messenger RNA of Doryrhamphus excisus (bluestripe pipefish), 4683 nucleotides long. It is a transcript of the gene ccdc50a, whose product is annotated as coiled-coil domain containing 50a. The record is from RefSeq and is a predicted model, not a curated record. Gene Ontology annotation, molecular function: ubiquitin protein ligase binding. Gene Ontology annotation, cellular component: cytoplasm. NCBI's taxonomy places the organism in Eukaryota, Metazoa, Chordata, Actinopteri, Syngnathiformes, Syngnathidae.
UCACACGUAUGCGUCCUGCAGGUGGGAGUGAAGGAAGAGAUUCUUGUCAAAAAAAAAACCCCGACAAGCUAGCUGGGGCAGGGUGGCUGCCAUCUACGGAAAGCAAUCAGAGUGACCGUCCGCCACCUGAACCAUCCGUCCGGUUUAUGAGAUAAGGCGAUCAAUCUGCCGCCGGGCGGGGAGAGAAAGACGCAUAGGUGCAAUUUACGACCUUCGACUCCCGAUUGGCGACAACAUGGCUGAGUGUAACGUUAGCAUCGACCAGGAUAAACUACCUGGAGUGAAAGAGGUGUGCAGAGACUUUGCUGUACUGGAAGACCACUGCCUCGCCUACAACCUCCAGGAACAAGAGAUUGAGAGCCACUUGGCGUCCAACGUCCACAAGAGCCGUCUGGUCCAGCAGGACCUACAGGUGGCCAAGAAGCUGCAGGAGGAGGAGGAUGAGAUAGCCAAGGUCGUGAUCAAGAAACAAAAUGUCGACAUCGAGCGCCAAGAUAAUGAGAUCGCCCUGGAGAUUCAGGACCAACUGGUCCGACAGGCCGAGCAGCAGCGACGGCAGCAGGAGGAGAAGGAUGCGGCCAUCGCUCGGAAGCUCCACGAGAAGGAGAUGAAAGAGGAAAGACGGCGCCAGAAGCAACUGGAUGAAGAGUACUAUGAGGACCCAGGAGCCUCCCCUUCAUCUCUGCCCCGCUCAGCUGCGAGACAGCCUCUUGACUUGGACAAAGCCGCUCCUCUUGAAUCUAGUUCCCCGGGCCGCUACGAUGGCCAUGCGCCGGUGAGCUCCCAACGCGAUCACUCGCCAGACUAUAAUUCCACUGAGCCAAAAAGGAGCAGGUACCCGAAACAUGACCCGGCGUCACCACGCAGCUCCAGAAACCCCGAACACUCCCUGGUGGCAGAGGGAAGGCGCGGCGGGCAUGCAGAUCCAUAUCCAGACCACCUGCUGUCCCCCAAAGGCAGGCAUAGAGACAGGUACCCCGAAUAUGAGCCAGCAGAGUCCAGCAGAGCCCGGGACGUACAAGGAGCGGACCCCGAGAGGGUGGAGAAACGGAAAGAGAGGCCGCAUGAUGCCAGAGCGAGAGACAGAAGACAUGACGCAGACUGGGCCAGGGACCCAGCACGGGACCAUUAUGCAAGAAAACAGGGAAGGAGCGACAGGGACCAGGAUCUGAGAGCAGCCAGAGGAGGACGAGACCGGGAAGGCGUCAGAGAUGGAGGCUACAGCGAGGAGAGGCUCGAAGGGCAGAGACACAAAGGCAAGGACGGACAACGAACGAGGGCGAGGAGCAGGGAAAGGACUCUGGAUGGAGAAUUCCCCGAUCCGAGGCGGGGCAAGGUGUCCCAGGAGGAGGAAGAAGAGGAUGACGUAAGGAGGCCCAGGGGUCGCCAGAGGGUUCUCUAUGACGACGUGUUCGAGGAGCGCUGGACCAACCCAGGAAGGGGUGACAGCUGGGACCUUCGACAAGGGGAGGCGUCCGGCAGUCGUACCCCCUCCAACGGAGAACCAGGUCGCAUUGUGCACAAAGGCAGUGGAGCGGUCGUAGGAGAGGAGUACGGAGUCGGCGAGGCCACCAAGGGCCUCACCAAGCUGGACCUACGCGAGCAGGAGCUGAAGGACAUGGAGGUGGCCAGACGGCUGCAGGAGGAGGAGAUGAAGGCAAGCAAGAGCCACGUGCGUGCAGCCCAAGUUGCACAAGACGAGGAGAUCGCCCGACUGCUGAUGGAUCAAGAAAAGAAGGAGUACCGGAAACAUCGAGAACGGGAGAAGGAGCGGGAGCGGGACCGGGAGGAGAAGGAGAGGGAGCGGGAGAGGGAGCGCCUGGCGAUGGAGAAGAUGGCCAUGGAAAGGAGGCGGCCGGAGGGAGACCACAGGGCGCAUUCCGAGGACGUCGUCCGACCUCGAACACGGGAUGACCACCAGAGGCACAGGAACCACCACAAGCCUUCCAGGCCUCAUCAGCCUCCCUCCCACGAAUAUGAGAAUGUGAACCCGGGUUAUGGCUACCCUGACCACGGUGCUCCCCAACGGGCGCCCAUCAGGCCUGAGCUCGCAUACAAAGGUGCCCAUAACAAGCGGUGACUCAGGCCCCAGACAGGCUGCCAGUCGUCAUCUUGUCUCUGCCCUUAUUUAUCCUUUUUGUCUUGGACCAUUCCCAAUCUGUUGACCAAAAGCCUUGGGACAAUCUUAACCAGCUUAUUUUCUACGAUUCUUCAUUAUCCUCCCAUGCGGCGUGAACAAAAGGAGUCUGAGCGGGCUGGAACCACACUCAUCUUUUUUCGCCAUUUCUUUUUAAUACAGCACAUCCCUGCCACGAGAGGCCUAAAACAACCCGACAAAUAACCCAUAAAAAUCCCCCAUAUGUCUAUAUUUCAUACUCUAAAUCAGGGGUCUCAAUGGGGUAAUUUGUCACCUGAUCUAUUAUAUUGGCUAAUAUGAGUGUAAAGGUGACUAUAGGGGUGUUAUUUAGUGUCUACUGGGCUCUGUUAAGUGAAUUUAGGUCGUAAACAGGUUUUCUUUAUAUUCCGGAUAUUCCAUUUAUUGUUAUUAUUGAAUCCGGCGUUGCUGAAAUUCACUUGAGAAAUAAGAAAUGGAUGGAACUUAUUCAACGUUCUUUGGCCCCGUGGCGGGUUAUUGCUCAUAAUAAUAUUUAAGUUACCAUAAGGCAACCAGGCGGGGAUGUGCUGUAUUUUCAUGUCAUCAGUAGAGCAAAGCAGCUUUGUUCCACGUCGUGGUCAAACCCGAUCAUGUGCCAAUCACAAGGGCUCGAGGCAUCUGACCCACGCAAGCGCCAUCUUUUUUUUUUUUUUCCCCUCCCCCCUCUUGUGAUGGUAUGUGCCUGUUCAGUCCAACGUGGCCUCAGUAUUUGGCAGCUGCUUUGUCCACCCGGGUUCUACGGUAGUGUCAAAUCUACGUGCAAUGCCACAAGACCACUCUCUGUCGCUUGGGGUUGGGAUUUUUUUUUUUGUUUGUUUUUGAUGGAAUGAUGUUCUCUGUGAGAUUCGCUGUUUUUAUGUGCAUGCUUACUGAAAUCCACAUCAAAUGUGUAAAUCAGGGGUGUCCAAAUAUUUAGAACAUUUAAACAAAAUGGCACAAAAGGGGGGGGGGGGGGAGUAAAGAGUGAUGUUGAUCUGAAUAGGUAUUUUUUUCUUAAUAGCUACAAAAUAUCAAAGUGGCAAAUUUGCAUAAUUUCAUCGCUGAAAAAAACAUUUGGACGCCCCUGAUAGAAAACAAUGCGCUAACUAUUUUCUUGCUUUUGUUUUGCAAAUAUGUUUUUUUUCCAAAUCAUCCAAAAGGGGAGAAAAAACAUCUCAUAUUUAUGACUCUUAAAAAAAAAAAAAUAAGGGAGCCUUUUUUAUUUUAUUUAAUUUUUAUGCUUAAUUAUGUUCACGUCCUGCCGGCACACGACAGCUUCCACAAUAAAAGCACAGUGGAAGCUGAAAUGACGCACUUGUGCUUAAAGGGAUCAAUUUUUCUGUUUUUAGUGCGUGGUGGUCAUAUUAUAUUAUAUUAUGUUCUGUUCAUAUUGAAUAAGCAGCCAGAAGAAGCGGCGAUGCCAGAUGUGGUAAAACUUUAAAAGAAAAAAAAGUGAAGGGCAAGAAGUUUCUGUUGUGAGAAAUGGAAUCUUUUAGUUGGUUUUCAGGUGAAUUCUAUUGACUCUAGCUCUCUGAGACCCUUUCCCCUCCAAGGUGGUGUUUAUUUGUUCGUAUCAUGUGCCAUAUGUGUCAUUUUCCCAAGCACUUGUGUAAGGGAGAGGUUGCAGCUUUCAUUGGAGGACAGCGCCGCCUAGUGGGGAAGUUCCUAAAGAGGUUUGGAAUCAAGGAAGCAAAGUGCUCAGGAUGUGUGUGUGUGUGUUAGUGUAUCAUGUCAAACAUUAAGCAGGUCAUUUUUUUUAAACAGGGCUUGGAUGCAAUCUCAUGAAAUCAACACGUGCUGGAAGAAAAACAUUUUUAAGUACAUUGAAAUGAUUGCUUUUACUUAUUGCAUCCGAAAUUGUAAUAAAGCUUGUCAGCAUUCACCACAGUCACUGGCUGCUACUUCUGUGCGACUAAAACAAUGUUUCUCAUCUCAAGUCUGUUUUUCUUUUGAUAACAGUCGCAAAAUGAUUUGAAAAAUAUAGCCAAGAAAGUUGCAAGCUGCAGCAUUUUGAGAAAAGUUAUUUUCUUGAAUUCAAUAGUUUAUCACCGAUGACAGAACAGGAAAAUGGCGGCCGUGUGGUGUCUCGCUGCAACAUCGUUGUCGGAAACAGUCGUCGUUCGUGAAGGAAAAUGGCGGCCGUGUGGUGUCCCGUCCUCGGAAGCAGUCGUCUUCAAUGAAGGGUGUAGUCGGCCUCUCCGGGAUAGGCUCCAGCAGCUUGUCGUCUGUCCCUGAUCAGCGCUGACGUGAGAGGAGCUGUCUAUCAAGUGGAGGACGCCGUGUUGAGACACGACGACACGCCCACUGGAGAGAGCAAGCGAGAGAGAGACAGGUAGACACCCACUUCUUCUUCUUCUUCUUCUUCUUCUAAUUGGCUUCCAGUCCAUCCAAGAAUAUGCAGAAACAUAAUAAUAAUAAUAACAAAGUCCCUGUUUGUGAAGUAGAAGUAACAUGAUAAAGCACCACCUUUAAUGUGAUGCAUCGCAUCUGUGUUUAUUUUAUGUAUCGGUCCCGUAAAAGACAAGCAAAAAAAAAAAAAAAAAGCCUAA